AUGAGGCGUUCUUUUCUCUGGCUCGUCCUGCUAUUGCAGGCCGCCGUCGUCCUCUGUUCCAACGAGCAAAAGGUCUUGUACGAGCACGAAAAGAGCGAUGGCGACCGCGAAGGAAAACACGCCAAGAUACAGACGGAUGCUCUUUCCGAACACAACACCCCCCGUCCGAAGCAGCCCGGAGCGGAAUUGGUCGAACUCGCCCUCGAACAACUGGUCAAACUUCCACCCCGCACCUACCCAAGACGCGAACGUCGCUACACCCUCGUCUGGACGGUAGUCCGAUAUGUCCUCAAAUUUGUACCUAGCCUUAAGGCUGCUCCGGUUCCCGGCAGCAGCCCGGUACAGGAAACAAAGGUGACUGGGCCGCUGUUGGAAGCUGUUAAGCUGCUGGAGCAAUCCGCACUGCAGAACAACACUGAUGCACUCUACCUUCUGGCCGACAUGAACUUCUACGGCAACUACACCUAUCCGAGAGACCUCAAGGUUGCCUUCGAUCACUACCAGACUCUCGCGACGCUCCACGGCAACCGCACGGCGCAGUACAUGAUCGGCCUUUACCACGCCACAGGAAUCGGCCAUGUUGUUCCGCUCGACCAAGCCAAGGCGCUGCUUUACUACACAUUCGCUGCGAUCCAGGGCGAUACCCGCGCAGAGAUGGCCGUUGGCUACCGGCACCACAGCGGCAUAGCGACACCCAAGAAUUGCGAGAUGGCAAGCAAGUACUACAAGAGAGUGGCGGAUAAGGCGAUAGAAUGGUACCGGUCGGGUCCUCCCGGUGGCAUGGCUUGGGUCGUUGAGUCGUACCGUAUUGCCGACGAGCUCGGCGGUGUCUACGGUGAGGGUGCGAGUGCCUCGAGUGCAGGCAUGAACGCCAUCAAAGUGAGCCCUAACUCGGACGCCAAUGCCGCCAUCGACGACGUCAUCGAGUACCUCGACCUAAUGUCGCAAAAAGGCGACGCGAAGGCCUCCUAUAAUCUUGGACGGAUCUACUACGAGGGACAGAGAGGACUAGACCGAGACUUAGAUCUCGCUCGAAAGUACUUCUUCACUGUUGCCAAGAGAUACUGGAAGAAGGACGGUCGUAUCAUGGAAAAUCACAAGCAGGGCAUCGAGAAGACGGCGAGCAAGGCCGCCGGAUUCAUCGGUCGCAUGUAUCUCCGAGGCGACGGCGUUGACCAGAGCUUCGACCAGUCCAAGAGGUGGUUUGAGCGGGGUAUCUCGCAUGGAGAUGCCCAGUCUCAGCACGGACUCGGUUUGAUGAUGCUCCACGGAUACGGAAUGCCCAAGAACAUCGCCAUGGCUACCGAUCUCUUCAAGGCAGCGGCGGAACAGGACUACGCGCCAUCCCAGAUCGAGCUGGGUGUUCUCUACUUGGACCAAGGUGGAGCGGAGGACGUUCGAAUCGCCAACAACUAUUUCGAGCUCGCUGCCCGGUAUGGUCAGAUUGAAGCACAUUACUACCUUGCUGAGAUGGUUUAUAACGGCGUGGGCCGCGACAAGACAUGCUCCAUGGCAUUGGGAUACUACAAGAACGUCGCCGAGAAAGCCGAGCCUCUUGUCUCUUCAUGGGCCGAGGCAAACCAAGCCUAUUACUACGGUGACGAGGAGCUGGCCUUUCUGGAGUAUGUCAUGGCGGCAGAACAGGGGUACGAGCGUGCUCAGAACAACGUCGCGUUCAUUCUUGAUCCCGUUCAGUCGAGGCUCCCGCUGCCGGACUGGCUGCCACUCCCCGAGUGGCUUGGUCUCCGACACACCCGUUCUAGUCUGCUGGACAACCAAAGACUCGCUCUCAUGUACUGGACUAGGUCGUCCAGACAGUCGAAUGUGGACUCGCAAGUCAAGAUGGGCGACUAUUACUUUCAUGGUAUUGGUUCCGAGCCGGAUGUGAACAAGGCCGUUCAAUGUUACACUGGCGCUUCGGACUACUCGCAGAGCGCCCAAGCUCUCUGGAACCUGGGCUGGAUGCAUGAGAACGGUAUCGGACUGACCCAGGACUUCCACCUUGCCAAGAGGUACUACGACCAAGCCCUUGAGGUCAACGAGGAAGCGUAUCUCCCCGUCACCCUGAGUCUCUUGAAGCUCCGCCUUAGAAGCGCCUGGAACACCUUUACUCAUGGCCCCAUCCACUCGAUUCAGGACGAUCCCAAACCCAAGAAGGACUGGUCACUCAGCGAGUGGAUCGCCAACUUCCUGCAAGACGAUCAGUUCUAUGACGACCCGUAUUACGAUGACAUAUUUGACGACACCAUUGGCGGCACUGGCCCUGACGGCAACCCGCUCGAGGAUGACGGCAUUGCCGAGAGCCUCAUCAUUGUCUUCAUCGCCCUGUCGAUCGUGCUCCUGCUCUACUACCGCCAGCAGAGGCAGCAGCAGCACCGGCGGGAGGAGGAGGAGCAGCGCCGUCGGGAUGGCCAGCCCGCGGCACCCGCGCUGCAGGGGCAACAGCAGGGCCAGGGCCUGUUUCCUCAGCCCGGUAACCCAGAAUGGAACAACUGGGUCGCUGGUGGUAUUGGACACUAG
Colletotrichum higginsianum IMI 349063 is the source of this 2520-nucleotide messenger RNA. RefSeq names its product Ubiquitin-protein ligase sel1. Gene Ontology annotation, molecular function: protein binding. Gene Ontology annotation, cellular component: endoplasmic reticulum membrane. Gene Ontology annotation, biological process: ERAD pathway. NCBI's taxonomy places the organism in Eukaryota, Fungi, Ascomycota, Sordariomycetes, Glomerellales, Glomerellaceae. The record is from RefSeq and is a predicted model, not a curated record. Bases 1 to 2520 code for a protein of 839 amino acids. The transcript has 4 exons.